CUGCUCACUGUGGGGGUUUAAACCAGGACACAAACACACCUGACGGCUGAGCUCCUCCUCCUUCUGAUAGAAAACAUGAGGGUCCUCCUCCUGCUUUGCCUGCUGGCGCUAGGCAACGCCAAACCCUACCAGUCACUCAAUGUCAUGGAGUUCAUGAGAAACUAUGACGUCAUGAUGGCUGAUGCGAGCGAUGAAGAUGAUGAUGACGACGACAAUGAUGAAGACAAUGAUGACGACGAUGAUGAUUAUGGCGACAACUGUCCGACUGACUGCAUUUGUUCACCCAGAGUGGUGCAGUGCUCCGACCAGGGUCAUAUCUCUGUUCCUGAGAAGAUUCCUGAAGACACCGUGAUACUAGACCUCCAAAACAACGACAUCACUGAGAUCAAGGAGAACGACUUUAAAGGCCUCAACAAGCUUUAUGGCCUGUUUCUAGUCAACAACAGGAUCUCCAAGAUUCACCCCAAGGCCUUCAGAAACAUGGACCAUCUCAGACUGCUGUACCUCUCCUACAACCUGCUGACUGAGAUCCCCGCAAACCUGCCCCCCAACGUCAUCGAGAUCCGCUUCCAUGAAAACAAGAUCACCAAGAUCCAGAAGGAUGCAUUUAAGGGCCUGAGGAAACUCCAUGUGCUGGAGCUUGGCGCCAACCCGAUAGCCAACAGUGGGAUUGGACUGGGAGCUUUUAACGGCCUGUCCACCCUGUACAUCGGUAUAGCAGAGGCCAAACUGACUGCUGUGCCGAAAGACCUCCCGUCCUCCAUCACAGAGCUGAGCCUGGACUACAACAAGAUCGCUAAGGUGGAAAUAGAAGACUUCAUCAGAUAUAGAAACCUGCAAAGGCUAGGACUCGGUUUUAACCAGAUCAAGUAUGUAGAAAAUGGCAGCUUGGCCAACAUCCCGAGCGUCCGAGAGAUCCACCUGGACAACAACCGUCUGAAGAGGGUCCCACCCAGCCUCAACUCCCUGCGCUACCUCCAGGUGAUUUAUCUCCAUGGCAACAAAAUCAGCAGCGUGGGAGUCAACGACUUCUGUCCCAUCAACACCAGUGAGAGGAAGAACCUGUACACAGGCAUCAGUCUGUUCGCCAACCCCGUUAAAUACUGGGACAUCCAGCCGGCCACCUUUCGCUGCGUGACCGGACGGAGGGGCGUUCAGCUCGGAAACUUCAGGAAGUAG
This is a messenger RNA of Anoplopoma fimbria (sablefish), 1179 nucleotides long. It is a transcript of the gene aspn, whose product is annotated as asporin (LRR class 1). NCBI's taxonomy places the organism in Eukaryota, Metazoa, Chordata, Actinopteri, Perciformes, Anoplopomatidae. The record is from RefSeq and is a predicted model, not a curated record. Bases 76 to 1179 code for a protein of 367 amino acids. The transcript has 8 exons. Gene Ontology annotation, molecular function: protein binding.